AUGCCCGCCCUCCUCGGCUCGCACCUCUCCCGCACCCUGCGCGCCUUCCAGAUCUACGGCGCAAACACCAACGUCGGCAAGACAAUCUUCUCCACCAUCCUCGCAAAGGCCAGCCGCAGACACUUUCCGGCCGAAAACGUCUUCUACCUCAAGCCCGUGUCCACCGGCGCCCCCGAGGACGCAGACGACGGCCAUGUCGCGCGCUUCACGGACGCGGACGCGGCGGUCCGCGCAGAGUGUCUGCUGCAGUACAGGGACCCUGUCAGCCCGCAUCUGGUCGCGGUCGAGCCGCCCUCGGACGAAUCACUCCUAGCGACGAUCCGGCAGCGCAUAGCGACCUACGGCUGCCGCACAACGACGCCAUCAACGCUCCUCCUGGAGACCGCCGGCGGCGUACACUCGCCCACGCUGUCAGGCACCUCCCAGGCCGACCUGUACCGCCCGCUGCGGCUGCCGGUCCUGCUGGUGGCCGACCCGCGGCUGGGCGGCAUCUCGGCGUCCAUUUCUGCGUUCGAGUCGCUGCACAUGCGUGGCUACGACGUCGAGGGCGUGCUGCUGUUUGGCGAUGCGUAUUACCGCAAUGACGGGUACCUUGGCGAGUAUUUCGCGAAGCGGGGGAUUAGGACUGUUGUUCUCCCGCCGCCGCCGGAGAGGGUGGUGGGGGGGGUGGAGAGGGACCGCGAGGCGAUGAGGGAGUACUAUGAGACGCAGUGCGCGGACGAGGGCGUGCGGGAUAUGCUCGUCGAGCUCGAGAGCCGCCAUGCCCGCCGCAUCGACAAGCUGGCAACGAUGGCGGACGAGGCCGUCAGCACCAUCUGGUACCCGUUCACGCAGCACCAGCACCUCACCGCGGACGCAAUCACAGCCAUUGAUUCUGCGCACGGCGACUUCUUCCAGACAUACAACAACACCAACACACGGGCAGCGAACGAGAAGAACAAGGGGGAUGAUGUUGUGCUGCGCCCGACAUUCGACGGGUCCGGGUCGUGGUGGACGCAGGGCCUCGGCCACGCGAACCCCGAGCUGACGCUGGCCGCCGCAUAUGCGGCGGGGCGGUACGGGCACGUCAUGUUUGCCAAUGCGAUCCACGAGCCCGGGCUUGAGCUUGCAAAGACGCUGCUGGGCACGGGGUGCGAGGUUGCGGUCAAGAUGGGGCUGAGGGCCUCGCGCGCCCGCUAUGCGUGGGACCAUACGCAGCGCGAGGCCGGGGUGAUUGGGCUCAAGGGCAGCUACCACGGCGACACCAUCGGCGUGAUGGACUGCGCGGAGCCGGGGGUGUAUAACAGUGAGGUGGAGUGGUACCGUGGGAGAGGGCAUUGGUUCGAUUUCCCAAAGGUGGGCAUGAAGAAGGGGCGCUGGAUCAUUGAGGUCCCCGAGGAAAUGCGGGACGACCUGGGCCAGGACGUGGCAAUGGAGAGUCUGGCCGACAUUUUCGACCUGCAGCCCAGGGCAAACUCGGAGCUGGGGAGGAAGUACCAGCGCUACAUCCUCAAGACGCUGGAACGCCUCACACAAGCCGAAGGCCGCCGCUUCGGCGCACUCAUCAUCGAGCCCCUCGUGCUCGGCGCCGGCGGCAUGCUCUUCUCCGACCCGCUCUUUCAACACACGCUCGUCGCCACCGUCCGCGCCAACCCCACCCUCUUCUCCCCCGCCCCUACUACCGCCGCCCCAGACGCCACCUCCUGGUCCGGCCUGCCCGUCAUCUUCGACGAGGUCUUCACGGGCAUGUACCGCCUGGGCCGCCUCAGCGCGGCGUCGUUCCUGCAGGCCGAGGCCGACAUCAGCGUGCACGCCAAGCUGCUGACGGGCGGGCUGCUGCCGCUGUGCGCGACGCUGGCGAGCGAGAGCGUGUUUGGCGCGUUCCUGGGCGACGAGAAGAAGGACGCGCUGCUGCAUGGGCAUAGCUAUACGGCGCAUGCCGUGGGGUGCAGUGUUGCGCGGGAGAGCGUGCGCGCGCUGGUGCGCAUGGAUGAGCGUGGGGAGUGGGAGGCGGCGAAGCGGGAUUGGAGGCGGGAGAAGGGGGAGGCGAGGAAGGGGGAGGCGGAGGUGUGGAGUGUGUGGAGGAGGGGGUUUGUGGAGAGGGUGUCGUUUGUCGCGGAUGUGGACAGUGUGUGGGCGCUUGGGAGUGUCCUGGCUGUAAAUCUGAGGGCUGGGGAUAAAGCGGGAUACUCGUCGAACGCGGCGCAGGGGUUCCUGCAGGAGAUGGGUUCUAGGGCGUCGAGGGAGUGGAACGUCCAUGCAAGGGCGUUGGGUAACGUGGUUUAUAUCAUGGCGAGCCAGACGACGGGGGUGAAGACUAUCGAAGUGAUGCAGGAAGAGAUCGUGAAAGCUCUAGGAGCUUGA
Messenger RNA from Morchella importuna, 2343 nucleotides. RefSeq lists its product as uncharacterized. The coding region runs from base 1 to 2343 and encodes 780 amino acids. Gene Ontology annotation, molecular function: dethiobiotin synthase activity; ATP binding; pyridoxal phosphate binding. Gene Ontology annotation, biological process: biotin biosynthetic process. The record is from RefSeq and is a predicted model, not a curated record. NCBI's taxonomy places the organism in Eukaryota, Fungi, Ascomycota, Pezizomycetes, Pezizales, Morchellaceae. The transcript has 4 exons. Gene Ontology annotation, cellular component: mitochondrion.